ACCAAGGUCCACCACUAGCAACAACAUCGAUGACUAAGCAGACCCGCCCUCAGACACCACCGACGACAUCAUCUCGAAGUACAAUAGCACUGUCCAGUUAUUCUAUCAGAACACUCUUGUAGAUAUUUAGCUUCAAAAUUCUUCUCUCAGCACCAUUUCUCCUCCUGCGCAGCACAUCUUGCUUCAGCUACCCGCUAGGUUUCCAGCGAUCCCGAGCAAACACCAAGUCAAGAUGUCUACAAUCACGCCCAAUGCACUCCAAAGCGAGCGACCCCCCACUAUCCCCAAUUCUUUCAAUGCCAAUCAGCCACCCACUAUCCGUCUCUACCCUCUCUCAAACUACACGUUCGGUGUCAAGGAGACCCAGCCUGAGGAGGACCCCAGUGUGAUCGCCCGACUCGAGCGCCUGAACGACCACUACGAGAAACAUGGAAUGCGCCGGACUUGCGAAGGCAUCCUGGUGUGCCAUGAGCACAACCACCCACACAUUCUAAUGCUCCAGAUUGCCAAUGCUUUCUUCAAGCUGCCUGGCGACUACCUCCAUCCCGAAGAUGACGAGAUUGAGGGAUUCAAGCGCCGCCUCGAUGAGCGCCUUGCACCAGUCGGCAGCCUGGGCGAAGGCAACAAGGCCGCCGACUGGGAAAUUGGCGACUGCCUUGCGCAGUGGUGGCGCCCCAACACCGAGACCUUCAUGUACCCUUUCGUCCCUGCCCAUAUCACACGGCCCAAGGAGUGCAAGAAGCUCUACUUGAUCCAGCUUCCUGAGACCAAAGUCCUCUCCGUUCCCAAGAACAUGAAACUCCUCGCCGUGCCCCUAUUCGAGCUCUACGACAACACCCAGCGCUACGGACCCCAACUUUCUGCCAUCCCCCACUUGCUCAGCAGAUACAACUUUGAGUUUGUCAACGAGGACGGGGAGGUUGUCGCUCAGACUCCUACUGCCGGCCAAGAGAACCACGCCUCCAAGACUCGGGUUCUGGCUGGUGGCAACGAGGAUGUUGACAUGAAGACUGAUGAGGACCAAAAGUGGGAUGAGAAGAAACAGGAGAAUGGCGCCAAUUAGCUCUCUAGUGUCUUCUCAUCUAUUUCUCCUUGACCUGUCUUCUUCAGUCAAGAGCAGCGAGAUAAGCCUGCGACUACUUUUCUUGAGUUUCUGCCACUCAUGCGCACUACACAUAAAACGGGAUGGAAGGGAAUGGGUUAGCGGAUCUGGGGUUUGCUUUGUGCCUUUCUUCUUUUCGAGAGAGCAGGCGUCAGGUGGGGUUUGGACGGCGUUUAACAGGUCAGGCAGAUACCAGCGGAUCAUGGUUAAGUCAUUUUACAUUGUUCUUGUUUGCUCUUUUGGGUUGUUGCCGGUGUCCAUAUGAAAUGUCUGGGAGAUACGGUUACCACAGAUUUAGUGUGGCUUGCUGAUGAGAGCUGGCCUUUUACGACAUUGACGCCCCUCUAUCGGCAACCCGAACCUGCUUUGUGGCUACAUACAUGUCAAAGCUUCCUCCCUACCAGGCUCAGUUAUCAUAGAAGGUGGGAGAGGGCAGCUUCGAUGUGGAAACACAAGCACGCCACACGCAUUAUCAGAGAUUUGCGCAGUGACCAAGGUGACGACAGGGGGCGCUAUCUUGAUAGGUUGG
Molecule: messenger RNA, 1631 nt
Organism: Podospora bellae-mahoneyi
Lineage: Eukaryota; Fungi; Ascomycota; Sordariomycetes; Sordariales; Podosporaceae
Exons: 2
Coding region: 233-1063 (276 amino acids)
Cellular component (GO): mRNA cleavage factor complex
Molecular function (GO): mRNA 3'-UTR AU-rich region binding
Source: RefSeq, a predicted model, not a curated record